AUGGCACCUCGUAAGCCUACCUCCAAGCCAAAGUGCACCCCCUCACCACCUGCCAUGAAACAGCAGGUGCGCACUGCAAGUGGUCGAGAGCGGCGACCAACUGAAAAAGAGAACUACCGUCAUAAGUACCAGCAUAUUAUGUUCUGCUCACUCACCAUCUCGUUCUACAAAAUCAAGGAAACCCGGACAGCAAAACAGAAGAAGAAAACCUUAAAGGCUGCCUACCAAGGGCAUCCUGACAUCUUCAAGAAAGAGCCGUCAGAGCUCCUUAGCGACAUGGACAGGCAAGAAGACACAAUAUUCUCUGAUCACAGUGUUGAUACAAGGUUGUCCAACACUAAUAGCCUGACAUUCAGUACAGGGAAAAUCCCUCCGAGGUUGCGCAACCCAUCCAUACAUAAAACUAAAGGACCAAAAGUGCCGCAUAAUGUUGACGAGUCAACAGAUGACGACGAUGACGACGCUGCAAACAAUGAUGACAAUGAUCAGUUGCCUGCAGCUCGAGGGACCAAGCGAUCAUUUGAUGACAUGUCAUAUGAAGAUACCGUGGUGCCGAAGGUCAAGAACAAUGCUGACAGUUUGCGUCGACGCGUGAAAGCCAGUGACUUUGACGAAAUCUCAAAAGAGAUUCUCAUAACUGCUUGCUCUGUUUAUUGGUGUCUCAUCGUCACACAGGCACCUUUUCUGGAUUCCAUUGCAGCUGAGACAAAACUGGCGAAAGAGGCCUGGCGCGAGGCAUGUCAACUCAAAGGUGUUGACGUCAAACUGACCCCUUCAGCGGUGAAUAUGCUAUUAAAAUGCGCUUCACAAGUGCGAGGCGAACUCAAGACGAAGAUGCAUCCGCUCACGGCUUCAUUUCAUGGCUUCCGCUCAAGUAAUUCUAUGGAGGUGAUAAGGUCAAACCAAGAUCUUGCGGAGAGAUUGAAAAUUGGCUCGAUCUUUGUUUUCAAGGACCCAUCAUCGAAGUCAGGCAUCUACAAGACUGAGUUGCUUCAACAGGGUAUCAACGGCAUGUGGUUCUUGAACCGAAGUGACGAGGGUGUCAUCUACCACAAAUACUUCAACCCCAUCCCUAUCAAAACUAUUGCGCUCGUGCUUACGGUUAUAGAAUGUUGUGUCGAUGAGUGGUCACAAGGCAUCAAAGAGGACAUCAAGUUCACAUCUGCUGGUUAUGGGGCCGUCUACAACCAUCAUUUCAGCUCACUGCAACGCUUUGAUGAGCGCACGGUGGCUUACACACUCCUCUCAAAAAUUUGUAUCAAUCUGCAUGAUACAGCGCGCUUCCACGCAGGUGUCGCAUCACUCAUUCCAUUGUCAGCUACAUCCCAGGCCCACAUUGACAACGCGGUGUUUGAAGACACUAUUCGAGAGUACCAGCAUGAGGGGAAGGAUGCAGCAGUCGAGGAUGAGGUCGAGGAGUAUGAGUAUCCUAGUAGUGAGGGUGGGGAUGAUGAAUAGGGAUGCAGUGAGUAAGACAUUCGUAUUAUGCUAGUUUGUGUUUCAGGUGCUUGAAUUUAAUUGUUACUACGAGGUUCUUUGGUGUGCUAUAUAGCUGCUGGUAGUAAUUUAUAGCUGCGUUUAGUAGCACUCCAACAAACUACAGUAGUACCUCGUAGCUACUAGUAGUUACUACGGGACCCUAUGGUGACUACAUAGAGGGCACUUGACAACGGGGCUACUUGUGCUACCCUGACUAUAUAGUGCUAUGUAGUCACUUUGUUUUUUCCUGA
Suillus bovinus is the source of this 1730-nucleotide messenger RNA. RefSeq lists its product as uncharacterized. Lineage: Eukaryota; Fungi; Basidiomycota; Agaricomycetes; Boletales; Suillaceae. The record is from RefSeq and is a predicted model, not a curated record. The transcript has 8 exons. The coding region runs from base 1 to 1458 and encodes 485 amino acids.